AUGGAUAAUGAUGACUUGAGAGCGAUUCUGAUGUUCAUGUUGCCAGCCUUGCUGUUCAUCAUCUUGUUGUUAAGCAAGCGUAAAGGCAAAGCUAAGCUGCCACCCAGCCCCCCAGGCCUACCACUCAUAGGCCACUUCCACCUGCUUGGUCCUCUCCCUCACAGAGCUUUCCACAAUAUCUCACAACGUUAUGGCCCUCUUCUUCGUCUCUCCUUUGGCUCCAAAUCCUGCGUCCUAGUUUCCUCUCCUGAGAUUGCCAGGCAAUGCCUCAAAAUCAAUGAUGCUUCGUUCUUGAACCACCCCCAUAAAACCAACCUCGACUAUGUCACCUACGACCGUUCUGAUAUUUUCAUGGCGCCUUACGGACCUUUUUGGAAGUUCAUGAGAAAGCUUUUCAUCACUCAGCUCCUCAGCCCAACCACACUGCAUCAUCACUCACCUGUUCGAGCACAGGAACUCAAGUUCUUCUUGCACAAUUUACUGAAAAAGGCUGAUUUAGGAGAGGAAGUUAACGUUGGAGAGGAGGUAGCAUUGUUGGCUUAUAAUAUUGUCACAACAAUGGCGUUUAGAAAAAGGUGUUCUGAUGUUAAGAGUGAAGGGUCCCAGCUGGUUCAGGUGGUCAAGGAGUUGAUUGAGCUUGGUGGCAAGUUCAACUUAGCAGAUAUGGGGUGGUUGUUUAAGAAGUUAGACUUGCAGGGAUAUAGAAAAAUACUAAGUACUGUUCGAACUAAGUACGAUGCUAUAAUAGAGAGAAUUAUUAAGGAGCAUGAAGAGUCAAGGAGGACGAGGAGGAAGGACACGCAUAAGGAACAUGAAGCAGAGAGGGAUCUACUUGAUAUUUUACUAGACAUAUACGAGAAUCCAAAUUCUGAGAUCAGACUGACGAGGGAAAAUAUCAAGGCCUUCUUUUUGAACAUCUUUGGAGCUGGCACUGACACGUCGUCUCUUACAGUGACAUGGGCCAUGGCAGAACUGAUGAAUCACCCAGAUAUAAUGGAGAAAGCAAGGAAAGAGAUCGAUUCAGUGGUGGGGAAGGAGAGAAUAGUGGAGGAAUCAGACAUUCCAAACCUUCCCUACGUAGAAUCCAUAGUGAAAGAAACAUUCAGACUUCACCCAACAGGAACCAUGAUAUCGAGACAAGCAACUCAAGAGUGCGAGGUUAAUGGCUACGUGAUUCCAGAGAAGACGUCUCUGAUCGUGAACGUGUGGUCCAUUGGAAGGGACCCUGAGUACUGGGAAUACCCACUGGAGUUCAGACCAGAGAGGUUUAUGAAUGAAGAGGGAGAGAGCGAGAUGAGCUUGAAGGCGCAAAAUUUUGAGUUGUUGGUGUUUGGGGCAGGAAGAAGAAUGUGCCCAGGUGUAUCUCUAGCUACCAAGGUGGUGCCAACAACUCUGGCUGCUAUGAUACAGUGUUUUCAAUGGAAACUGCCUCAUGAAGGAGACGUUGACAUGGAGGAGAAGCCUGGUUUAGGCCUUCCCAGAGCUAAUCCUUUGCUUUGUAUACCUGUGCCUAGGCCCCUUCCCUUUCUAAAACUCUAG
Messenger RNA from Neltuma alba, 1539 nucleotides. RefSeq names its product 3,9-dihydroxypterocarpan 6A-monooxygenase-like. The coding region runs from base 1 to 1539 and encodes 512 amino acids. The transcript has 2 exons. Lineage: Eukaryota; Viridiplantae; Streptophyta; Magnoliopsida; Fabales; Fabaceae. Gene Ontology annotation, molecular function: monooxygenase activity; oxidoreductase activity, acting on paired donors, with incorporation or reduction of molecular oxygen; heme binding. The record is from RefSeq and is a predicted model, not a curated record.